UUGCUCAUAUAGUGGCGCAGCCCCCUCCCAAGCCGGCGUAAACGGACACCCGAGGUCGAUGUCGCUAUAUAAACCCCCGUUUCUGUUCUCAUACGGGAUCCCAGCGUCCUGCCGUCCCACAGCGAGAGAGGGGAUGCGUCUGGCGGAGCAGCGGUCAAAGCACAGCAGCUCCUACAAGUGCGUGAUGGACGAGGAGAACGCCCCGCUGGAUUUCCCAGCUGUGUUUGAAGCAGCUCUCCAAGGCAACAUUGAGCUUCUGGAGACGUUCUGGAGAAGCCGGCCGGGGUCCCUCUGUGCCCGAGAUGAGUCUGGUGCUACCCCCCUGCACUAUGCCACCUCCGCGGGAAUUCCUCCUGUCGUCCAGUUUCUCGCACAUGCAACCGGCCCCAAGGCACUGAAUGCACAGGACUUUGAGGGGAAGACCGCGCUGCACUGGGCUGUGGAGAAGAACCAGCUGGAGGUGUGUGGGACCCUGCUGGAGCUAGGGGCUGACCCGAACGUGCUCGACGCUGCACUCAUGUCCCCCCUGCACAUGGCCGUCAGCCUGCGGCACCACCACCUCGUCAACCGGCUGCUGUCCCAUCGCAAUACUGACGCCAACCUGGAGGGGGAGCUGGGGAACACGCCAGUCAUUCUGGCCUGUUCAAUGGACAACUGUGAGGCCCUCAGUAGCCUGUUCCAACACGAUGCCGCUAUAUGCAAGCAGAACAAGCUGGGCCACUUCGCUAUCCACGCUGCGGCAUUUGCAGGGGCCAGGAGGGCCAUGGAGCUGGUGCUCAGGCAGGGGGAAAGGUUGGGCUACAGCACAGAAACACAAAUCAACUACUUGGACAAGUCAAGCAACAGCCCCCUCCAUCUCGCCGUACAUGGCGGAGACAUUGAUGUCAUCAGAUUCUGCAUCGACAAAGGUGCCAGAAUCGACCUCCGGCAGUGCGACAAAUCCACGGCCCUGCAUUUUGCCUGCACCCAGGGUGCGAAGGGGGCUGUGGAGCUGAUGCUGGCCAGUUACGGCAGGGUGGAGGAUAUCAUCAACAUCACCGAUGGUGCCAACCAGACGCCCCUACACAGGACGAUGAUAUUUGACUAUGCUGAGCUGGCAGAGUUACUCAUUUCAAAGGGUGCAGAUGUGAACCGCGUAGACUGUAAGGGUCAUUCGCCCCUGCUACUGGCCACCAGCUGCAGUGCCUGGAGGUGUGUGGCACUCCUGCUCUCCAGAGGUGCCGAUAUGAAGAUGAAGGACAGAUUCGGCAGGAACUUUCUGCACCUCGUGGUUCUGCAGCCCAAGGGCCUGAAGAACCUUUCAGAAGAUACGCUCCAGCUGGACAGUGUGAGCAUGCUGCUGGCCGACGAGGAUUUGGAGGGCUGCACGCCCCUCCAUUACGCCUGCCGUCUUGGCACCCUCGACAGCGUCAAGAGCAUGCUGGGGCUGGACGCGUCGGUGUGCCACAAAUCCCGGGACAAGAAGUCGGCCCUUCAUUUCGCAGCUCAGUAUGGGCGGAUCAACACGUGCCACAGGCUAUUGGAGGGCAUGGUGGACUCCAGGCUUCUCAAUGAGGGCGACCAGAAAGGCCUGACACCCCUGCACCUGGCGUCCCGCGGCGGCCACACCAAAGUGGUGGAGCUCCUACUGAGGAAGGGGGCGCUCUUCCACAGUGACUACACGGGCUGGACGUGUUUGCAUCACGCGGCGGCGAAGGGCUUCACCAAGACCAUGAACCUGCUCCUGGGGGCCAACCUGAAGCUGUUGGACAAGCCGGACGAGGACGGGAGCACAGCUCUGCACGUGGCGGCGAAGGAGGGUCACGCCUCUGCCGUGAAAUUGUUGCUGAACCGGGGCGCAAAAGUCACCUUCAACAAGAAUGACGCCACCUUCCUGCACGAAGCACUAAAAAAUGGCAGAAAGGAGGUGGUCGAUGCUGUUAUAGAGUCUGAGAGGAGUGAAGAGGCCCUGAAGACCUACAAUCCUAGAUCCAGUAAUCGAUGCGUAAUUCUGGAGAUGAUAGAACUCCUCCCAGAGUCCUUGAAGUAUCUCCUGGACCAGUGUAUUAAGGAAUCUGAAGAUGACGUCAACAGCUCAGAGUACAAAAUUACAUACAACUUCAGAUGGCUUCAGAUGCCCAUAAAGAUGUUCAAAAAGUUGCAAAAGGAUGAGGGAAACACAGCCCAACCUCUUGCUGCACUCAAUGCCAUGGUGCAGUAUAACCGCAUUGAGCUCCUCUCCCAUCCUGUGUGUAAGAAGUAUCUGGAAAUGAAAUGGAAUGCCUAUGGCAGCAAAGCUCACAUCCUGAACCUGGCCAUGUACUCGCUAGGCCUGCUGCCUCUUUCUCAUGUCAUCGUGACCUUGAGGCCGGACUACAGCAACACAGCCAACGGCACGUCUCUGCGCAUGGAGUCCAACUCCCUGGAGAAGCAGAGCUACAUCCUGACAGUCUGCAUGUUCCUGAUUCUGGCCAUGAACCUCUACACCAUAAUCAAGGAGCUGGUCCAGCUGCUGCAGCAGCGCCUCAGCUACUUCAGGGACGUGUCCAACUCCCUGGACUGGGGUGCGGCCGUCUCCUCACUCAUCUUUGUGAUCCCUCUGUUGAUGAACCUUCCGACCUCCUGGUCCUGGCAGGCCGGAGCCUGGGCCGUCUUCUUCUCUUGGGUCAACUUCCUGCUCUAUCUGCAGAGGUUUGAACAUUUCGGCAUCUACGUGGUCAUGUUCGGGGAAAUCAUGAGCACCCUCAUCCGCAUCAUCAUGCUCUUCUUCUUCCUGCUGCUGGCCUUCGCCCUGGCCUUCUACUCGCUCAUGCUUGGUCAGGAUAAUUUCGAUAGGCUGGACCUCUCGGUGAUGCAGACCUUCAUCAUGAUGGUGGGGGAGCUGAACUACCGGGAGAACUUCCUAGAACCCUAUUUGAACGGGAAUCUCUGCUUUCCAUAUUUGACGUAUGCCACCUUGGUUUGGUUCAUUCUCCUCAUGCCGAUUCUUCUCAUGAACUUGCUGAUAGGUCUGGCGGUUGGGGACAUCGCGGAGGUGCAGAGGAAUGCGGCCCUCAAGCGCAUUGCCAUGCAGAUUGAGCUACACACCAGUCUGGAGGAGAAGCUACCCUACUGGUUCAUGAAGCGUGUGGACCAGGAAACCCUCACUGUUUACCCAAACGGAAUCUGUGGCAAAAAGACCGGCCCUCUGCACUUCCUGUCUGAUAAGGGCCCCCCCAAGGUGCGCACCCGGCUGUCCGCCAGCACUCAGCAGCUGACCCCCUUUGAGUACGAGGUGCAGAAGCAGAAGCUCAGGCUGAAAGAGAUCUCUACCAUCCUGGAGAAGCAGCACAACCUUCUGAAGCUCGUCAUCCAGAAGAUGGAGAUCACCUCUGAAGCCGAGGAGCACGACGGCCCUCAGCUGACCCCGGUGCCCCCCCCUGAGGCCCAGCUGCCAUGCGUCAGGAACCGCUGGGUGCCUUUGCUGAAGGCCGUGACCAGAAAGAAGUAGCCAGUGCCAUGUGGCUGAACCUCGCCUCUGUCCCCAGAACCGCGCCUGAUGGCUAUAUCUACGUUGCUGCUCUGGAAUGCUGCCCCCUAGUGAUGCCCUUAGGCUGAAUGUUUGCACCAGUCACCUAGAAUUUCGCGCAGUUUGGCCAUCUCCUGAAAGUCUUCUUUGGUCCCCGCAGCCCAGAUUACUGAAUAAUAAUGUCAUAUUAAGUCGUAGCAUAGUGUGUCGCCUUGUUUGUUUAGUGAUUCAUGUCUCCUGUUCCUGAAUUCAUGUGGCGUCUGUAAAGAAGUCUGUAAAGACGUCUGUAAAGAAGUCUGUAAAGACGUCUGUAAAGAAGUAAGGGGGUGACUCAUGGGCUGUUUUAGCACUUGAGACUCGCGAUCAGGAUCAUGACUUUACAUCUCCACUGUGAACCACCCCCCAGUCCACAGUGAUGUUUGAUGAUAGCUCAGUACUUUCACGAUUAAUCAUAAAGAGCUGGGAUCUACAACUGGCUACAGAUGCAUCCCUUAUCUGCUAAGCUGUGUAAACCCAUGAAACUGGAGCUUAUUAAGGACAAACUGGAAAUCAAACAGACCGUUUUUACGAUUCAUGGUCUCGCACAUUUGGAUGUAUCUUGGUCCAUUAGCAUAGCUAAUUACUGACUGCGCUUAUUGUCUGUGAUGUUACUCCUGUUAGUCAUCAUAUUUUAGCCUUGGUACCGGUGUUGCUCGGUGAAGCUUCUCUGUUCUGUGUUAUUUUAUUUGUAGGUUCGGCGUAGUGAAUGUGACCCUCGAAAUCUCAUUCUCAUUCUGACCGACUUCUAACCGAGGCUGUAGA
Messenger RNA from Brienomyrus brachyistius, 4288 nucleotides. RefSeq names its product transient receptor potential cation channel, subfamily A, member 1b (gene trpa1b). The transcript is spliced from 28 exons. Gene Ontology annotation, cellular component: membrane. Lineage: Eukaryota; Metazoa; Chordata; Actinopteri; Osteoglossiformes; Mormyridae. Gene Ontology annotation, biological process: monoatomic ion transport; transmembrane transport. The record is from RefSeq and is a predicted model, not a curated record. Gene Ontology annotation, molecular function: protein binding; monoatomic ion channel activity. The coding region runs from base 59 to 3469 and encodes 1136 amino acids.